This is a messenger RNA of Carica papaya (papaya), 1064 nucleotides long. Its product is annotated as S-adenosyl-L-methionine-dependent methyltransferases superfamily protein. NCBI's taxonomy places the organism in Eukaryota, Viridiplantae, Streptophyta, Magnoliopsida, Brassicales, Caricaceae. The record is from RefSeq and is a predicted model, not a curated record. Gene Ontology annotation, molecular function: S-adenosylmethionine-dependent methyltransferase activity.
UUUGUUCCUCUCUGUCUCUGAGCUACGGGCUGAAUAGGUGAUUCAUGCAUGGUUGGCUUGGCAGCAUGAAAGACGAAAACUUUGUAAAAGAAACAAGAAAAGAAAGAGCUUCUUUCUCUUUUGGAUUAAUACAACAAUGAAAACAAACCCACCGCUUCUCAAAUACUUUCUUCUCUCUCUUUUUCUUUCCCUCCCUCUCCUCUUCUUCUUCUUCUCCUUCCAACCUCAAAAACCCACACCCACCACCAUUCCACCACCUUCCGACUCCGGCAACGAUCUCCGGAUACGACCGGGAUAUACUUCCUACGACUCCUACAUCCAGCGCCAGCUCAACAAGACUCUCAACCCCAAACUACGCAGAAUAUGGACCACUCGUGACUGGGAGCGUAAGAUCCAUGUCUUCUCUAACUUCUUCCUAGAUUUGAAGCAGAAGCAGCUUCUCUCCAAUUACUCCAAAUCGCUUUGCAUCGGGGCACGGGUCGGGCAGGAGGUAGAGGCCCUCAAACGGGUUGGUGUAUCCGACUCCGUGGGGAUCGACCUGGUGCCGUACCCUCCGCUGGUAAUAAAAGGAGACUUUCAUAAGCAGCCGUUUCCAGACGAGACUUUCGACUUCGAAUUCUCCAACGUGUUCGACCAUGCGCUCUACCCGGAGAAAUUCGUUGGAGAGAUCGAACGGACGUUGAAGGCCGGCGGAGUUUGCGUCCUACACGUGGCGCUUUUCAGACGGUCGGAUAAGUACUCGGCGAAUGAUUUGUAUAGUGCGCAGGCGUUAGUGAGGCUGUUCAAGAGAUCGGAAGUUGUUCACGUCCGGAAAGUUGACGGGUUCGGGUUGGACACGGAGAUGGCGUUUAGGAAGAAGAAAGAGUAGGACGUGGAUCCAACGGUCGUGAUUUUUUGAAAUAUUUUUUAUUUAAAAAUUAUUGCAAGGAUGAGUUAUGUGUGCAUAUACGUUGCGUUUAGAUGGACGAUGAUGAUGAUGUCGUCAUCAUCAUCAUCAACAUAAGCUUAUCUUAUUUAAUUUAUUAAUCUCACAGAUUUGUUGUUAGUGUUUGUAUUCAAUCAAA